Molecule: messenger RNA, 1177 nt
Organism: Rhizopus microsporus ATCC 52813
Lineage: Eukaryota; Fungi; Mucoromycota; Mucoromycetes; Mucorales; Rhizopodaceae
Exons: 2
Coding region: 46-1095 (349 amino acids)
Source: RefSeq, a predicted model, not a curated record
UGUCUCUUUUCUUUUCACUAUUUGUCGUUUCUUUUUCUUAAAGACAUGAUGAAACUAUUCAAGAAGAAAAAAUCAGAUAUGAAGUUACCAAUGAUGGUAAAUACCAACCAUUUAGUGGCAGAUCCUACGCCAAUCUAUAAGAAAACAACUCAUUUGACUGUGAUGGAUAAUGAACAGCCUACUAUCGUGAUGCCCAAACCAAGAAGAGCUAUUACGCCUACAAGGAAGAUUUUGACCAGAUUUGAUAAUGACAAGACACAAGUAGAAGAGCAGGAAUAUUUAGAUAGAUCAUUGUUGUCACUUCCUACACAUGAAGUAAAACACAUGACUUCUCAUGACCUUUCUCAAACAGUAACUGUUGCCAGUGAAGACGAUACAUCGAGCAGAGUCUAUGAAUCAGCCCUUGAAUCUUUAUCACCAGCGUAUUAUAAAACAAUGGCCUCAGGGGCAUCAGAGACAACCGAGGAACAACCUUCGACUGCUACUGCAACACCGCGUUAUAACAAAGAUAAUAAAAUGGAUGAGACACAGAUACUGCUACAGGAAUUGAAGAACAAGGUACUAUUGAUGGAACAACAACAGGCGAUUGAUAGAGCAGAAUGGCAGCGAAAGGAGAGAGAAUUACUAGAGAACAGAAAUAGAAUGAUGGAAAAGAUCAUCCAAUUGAAUUCAGUAUUGAAGCAGGAUGAACAACGAUUAUUGCAUCAAAGAUCAAAAUCUGAAGAACGUCUAUCGCGUCACAAUAGUAUUGCAUCGAAUCAUAGUCAAUCAACCACUCUUGUCUCAACAGCAGCUCCUCAUCAUUAUCAUCAAACGAAUAAUAGACAGAGAUCAAAAUCAAUUGAUAGUUCUUAUGCAAGAUUAAAGAAAUCCGCUUCUAGAGCAUCACUUUACUAUGAGCAACCAGAGAUUUAUGAUUAUGAAGAAGAAGAAGAUGAUGAAGAAUAUGAUAUCGAUGAUGACGAUGAUAAUUAUUGUUACUAUAGUACAUAUUAUUAUCACAAACCAUACCCAUACCUAUACCAACACAGCCAACGGUCGUAUUACCCUAUUGUAUAUUCCCUUUCAAGACAGAGACAUAACUAUUUGAAUUGACAUGAUUAGGUCCAGUUGUAGGAAUCAAGGCAAUGUCUUGUUUGCUAUCAGUAAAAAAAAUAAACUGCAGAUAAAGUAAAAU